This is a messenger RNA of Striga asiatica, 621 nucleotides long. The record is from the annotation of a GenBank genome assembly. Lineage: Eukaryota; Viridiplantae; Streptophyta; Magnoliopsida; Lamiales; Orobanchaceae.
AUGUACAAUGGAGGCCAAGCCGGGCUAACCUUUUGGAGCCCGAAUGUGAACAUUUUUCGAGAUCCACGAUGGGGCCGAGGCCAAGACACACCUGGUGAGGACCCGUGGAUGACCUCCCGAUACGCUGUUAGCUAUGUGAGGGGUUUGCAGGGCAACGACAACAAAAAUAGACUAAAAGUCGCCGCUUGUUGCAAGCACUUCACUGCCUACGAUCUUGAUUCUUGGCGCCGAGUCAACCGCUACAUUUUCAAUGCCGUGGUUCGUAUGAUAGUAAGAAUAAGAUCUCAGCGGCUGGCUGGACACGACCGUGGAGGGCAACCAGCUCAACCUCGAAUUGUGCUAGUAAUGAGAGAACUUCGACUAAAGAGGCGGCACAGAGGUAAGAUUUUCUGGUCGUUGAGGCUCUCUGCCGUGUGGGGCGAUGGGAGUAGUGUGAGGGGUUAUCCGAGGCAGGGGAAGAGUAGUGUUGAAGCAGGGUCGAAUGCUGCAAGCACUUGGGAAAAAACCGGUCAUUGUCCACAUUCUCGUGACUUGACUUCUUUUUUUAUUCUUUAUUUUUCUACUGUUUUAAUCCACAUAUACAACCUGAGCUACCAGAAGGUAGAAAAAGAGGAACGCUAA